Molecule: messenger RNA, 4077 nt
Organism: Xenopus tropicalis (tropical clawed frog)
Lineage: Eukaryota; Metazoa; Chordata; Amphibia; Anura; Pipidae
Gene: polrmt
Product: polymerase (RNA) mitochondrial (DNA directed)
Exons: 21
Coding region: 99-3803 (1234 amino acids)
Biological process (GO): DNA-templated transcription
Cellular component (GO): mitochondrion; protein-containing complex
Molecular function (GO): DNA-directed RNA polymerase activity; DNA binding; sequence-specific DNA binding
Source: RefSeq, a predicted model, not a curated record
AUUUCCCGAAAUGCUUUGCCUGAUCCUACGCAUGCGCGCUCAGGGAAGUUGCAAUGGCUGCGCUCUAGACUGGCACUGGCGGUUGUACUGCUGGAGGGAUGUUGGUGCAGCGGCUGAGUGUCCUGUCCCGGUCCCUUCGGGGGCACAUGGUGGCGGGAAUCGGGCUGUGUCCAAGAUGCACACACUGUGAUAACCGAGCUUGGCUUUUAAUGGAUGCACUGCGAUGGUCAUCCUCUUUCAGGCACAAAAACCAAGCCACGGUCAGUGAAAACUGCCAGAUGGAGCUACUGGAAGUUCUAGAGACCAGAGUACAGCAGCUGGAGGCAGAGGAGAACGUGGACCACAAGAAAAAAUCUACUCCAUGUGAGGAAAAGAAAAGAGCACCCCAAGCAACCAAACGCUGGAUAGAAAAGUUACAAAAUGAGCAGCUGGUAAGGCAUCAGAGACAAGACCGCCUAGAAAAGAAUGGGAUCAAACGCAAAGGAACAUCUGAUCUAUCUCUGGAAGAAAAAGAAAUAUCUGCGGUACAUCUAGAAGAUCAAAACGAUGAAACAUUAGAAGAAGCUAAAUCCAAAAGCCCAAAGAAAGAACAGUCAAGGAAAAAUGUUCUUAGCACUGAAGCAAGGAUACCACCUCUUCUCAAGGACACUAAGAAGAAUGAUAGAAGGACAGUGGAUGAGGUUGACCUCUGGAAAGGACAAAGAGAACAGUUGUUGGAGGAUAAGGAGGGAAAUCGCUAUGGUGGACAUCAACUUAGCAUUUUAAGUUACUUGGAGGUCUGUGUGUUUCUGAAGGAUUUAGAAAGAGCACAGAUGUGUCUAAACUUUUAUCACCACAGGAGUUCACGAAGGAGCUUGCUUACCAUUGCUAUGUAUAACCUACUGAUGAAAGCAUGGGCCAAGAAGGGCUCUGUGACUAACAUUGGGCAUUUGUUUAUGAUGCUGGAGGAAGCUGGGCUGAAGCCAAAUCUUGGUUCUUACGCAGCAGCACUGGAGUGCAUGGCUCGGAGUAGUACAGCUACCAAAUCCAUUCAAAUGUGCUUGAGUCAGAUGGAAGAGGAUGGACUGUCUAUUAAUCAGUUGUUCCAGGAAUUUCCUUAUCAGGAAUAUGAGAGAGAAUUGAUUCUAAAUGCUGUGCAUAAAGUCCAUCCAAACUACCAGCUUCCUAUCCAACCAAAAACUGUGUGCACUUCCCCACUGGUCAAAAACUUCUACAGCAAAGAACCACCACCAUCCUACCCCAAACUGGAAUUCACUCUGUCUGAACUGUGUAACAGGUUUGAAGAACAGAUGGCGAUAGAGAGCUGUGACACCAUAACUAUUGAUUCAGUGGAGGCCAUAAAACCUAUAGCAGAAGGGCAGAAGCAAGCGAGGGAUUUGUUGGAUGCACUGCGUGCUCGCUGGAAGAAGGCUUUGCUGCAGGCUUUCCGUGACUCCAAGAAACAUCUAGAGAUGAAGAGCAGGAUAUCUCCCAGAGUUAAUCUCUAUCCUUACUUGUGUUUGCUGGGGGAGGAUCAGUAUGUGGACAUUAUGCUCCAAUCUCUUGCAAGUAUUCCUCCUACCGGUGAAUCAUUUCUUGUGAUGUCUCGGGAUAUGGGCACUAAAAUCAACAAUCGAUACUCCAUACACAAGAAACUACAGGAGUCCCACAUCAAUAGGAUCCAGGAUCUAUACAGAGAUUAUUGCCAGCUACUGGCGAAAAAUGGAAAGGUUUCUGGACUUUUGCCUCGGGAAAUGUGGGAACAGCUUGAGCAGAAAAAGUAUGGGGGAGCUUCCUUGAUGAAUUUAGACACAAUCUGGCCCAACUCUUUGCUAGUGCAGUUGGGGACUCACCUGGUGGAUCUCAUGGUACAAGAGAUAAAGGUUCCAAACGACCUGCUGAGCUCUCGGGAUGACCCAAAACUGAUCCCAGUUCUUUACCACAUGUAUAGCUUUCGCAGCACCAAGCAGAUCGGCCUUAUUAAACCCCACCCCAUCUUCAGCCAAAUCCAGUCAGAUGCAGGUGAAUCCUGUCUUACUUUUGAGUCCUCUGUGAUGCCCAUGCUGUGUCCCCCUGUACCCUGGCUGUCACCUCGAUUUGGGGCUUACCUUCUCAGCCCUGCCAAACUAAUGCGCUGCAUGGAGGGAGCAGUGCAACAUCAAUUGCUACUAGAGAAAAGCCCCCCAGGACAACUGUAUCCAGUGUUGGACUCUCUUAACCAGCUUGGGAUGUGUGCCUGGCGCAUCAACCAGCCAAUUCUGGAUAUCAUUGUUUCCAUUUUUAAUGAGAAGGGCAAUGAGAAGUUGGAUAUUCCACCACCUUUAUCAGAAGCCCCUAAGCUGCCAGAGCAGCCUCACGGAGAUCUGAACUCAAGGGACAAGAUGAUGCACCAACGAGAGCUGGCACGAUGCAGAAAAAAAUCAUCAGAGAUGCAUAGUCUUAGAAUGGAUGCUCUUUAUAAACUCUCUAUUGCCAGUCAUUUACGUGACAAAAUAUUUUGGUUUCCACAUAACAUGGAUUUCCGUGGGCGCACUUAUCCAUGUCCUCCAUAUUUCAACCAUCUAGGAAGCGAUGUGACUCGGGCGCUGCUGCUGUUUGCAGAAGGUAGACCCCUGGGUCCUAAAGGCCUGGAAUGGCUAAAGACACAUCUCAUCAAUCUUACAGGGCUCAAAAAGAGAAACUCCUUACAGGAAAGGAAGGAGUAUGCAGAUUCAGUCAUGGAUGAUAUACUUGACUCUGCUGACAACCCACUUAAAGGCAAGAGGUGGUGGAUGGAAGCAGAUGAACCCUGGCAAGCCCUUGCCUGCUGCAUGGAAAUAGCAAAUGCUUCCCGCUCUCCAGACCCUACAAAAUACAUCUCACAUUUUCCAGUUCAUCAGGAUGGUUCCUGCAAUGGGCUACAACAUUAUGCUGCCUUGGGUCGAGAUGAAAUUGGAGCUAAGUCAGUGAACUUGAUGCCCUGUGAUAUCCCCCAAGAUGUAUACAGUGGUGUUGCUCAGCAGGUGGAAGAGUUUCGCAAGAGAGAUGCUCAGCGUGGGGUUAAAAUUGCUCAGAUUUUAGAUGGGUUUAUUGGAAGAAAAGUGGUGAAGCAGACUGUUAUGACAGUGGUGUACGGUGUGACUCGAUAUGGUGGCCGGCUACAGAUAGAGAAGAGGCUGCGAGAGCUGGACAACUUCCCAAAGGAGUACGUGUGGGAGGCCUCACAUUACCUGGUACAGCAAGUGUUCAGCAGCCUAAAGGAAAUGUUCUCUGGAACUAGAGAAAUACAGCUUUGGCUGACUGAAAGCGCUCGCAUGAUCUCCAAGUCUGGGAACACUGUGGAGUGGCAAACACCCUUAGGGCUACCGAUCAUUCAGCCAUACCACCGCACCAAGCCUGUUUUGUUUCAGAGCAACUUGCAGGUGGUUAACUUACAGAGCAGCCAUGAUGUCAAUGAACGCCCAGACACCAUGAAACAGAAGAAUGCCUUUCCACCAAACUUCAUCCACUCAUUAGACUCCACACAUAUGAUGCUUACUGCACUGCACUGUUACAGCCAUGGACUUACAUUUGUGUCUGUACAUGACUGCUUUUGGACCCACCCAGACACUGUUGACGUCAUGAACAAGGUUUGUCGGGAGCAGUUUGUGGCCCUGCAUAGCCAGCCAAUCUUACAAAACCUAUCCCAGUUCCUACUGCAGAAAUACUGCCAGACCCUCAGCUCAGACAAAAUGGCUAAAAUGUCUCCAGAAAACCUCCGAAUGACACUACACUUCAGCAAUGUGCCAGAGACUGGAAACUUUGACCUAAAGCAGGUGAUCGAUUCUACCUAUUUCUUCAGCUGAUUAUAAUGCAAAUACAUUUAAAGCUUAUUCCAGUACAUCACUCAGCAAUACUGUCCGUGCAAUCAUGAAGAGGGACAGUGGUUUGCCCUGCCUGAUGUGCAUUCGCUCCUGCUCCAGUUAAUGGCAAUCUAUUCUUCCUGUGGAAGCUUUUGUACUGAACAGUCCGACCUGUCUCUAAUCGGGCUCUACUAUACCUUUUAUGAGGUGUAUUAGGGCUGUAGAUUUAAAUGUAAAUGGUUGUAAAUAAAAACACAACUAUUUUAUCUGCUUUGAA